AUGGAUGACGCCAAAACACUCGUCAAGAAAGCCGUGCGCGUAUUCUACAGCUCCGAACAAGCCAUCGUAAUUGAGGUCUUAUCACAUCACGAAAUGCGUGAGCUCAACGAAGAUGAGUCAUACGUCUAUCUCGACUACCACCAAGCCGUUUACGCCAUUCAUCACAUUAUCCACGAAUUAAGACGCCGGAUUCUCGGUACAAACAAGCGGGAAUCAUCAACAGAGAUCGUGAGAUACUAUACUUGCCCCAAAUGCCUUAGCAGUUGGCCGUUGAUCGAUGUUAUCGACAACGCAGACCGUCAUGGUGGCUUCUUGUGCAAGCGAUGCGUGACACCGAGUCUUUUGCGUGAAGAACCCCUCACAACGGACCUGCUACCACGCUUCAACCAACAGUUCGCGCCUUUCAUACAGAUACUAGAGCGUCUUGACAUCAGCAAGAUUCCAAGGGUUGUGUUCGAGGAUCUCUAUGCACACAAUUACGGUGAGGGUGACGGUGCUCUCAAAAGACAGUGCUCCUGAUUUUUGGUGGCUUUCUUGUGAAUUUAUUUUUUUACCCCUUCUCUUUUCUACUAUGUUGGACCCGGAAUAAUGAACUGUGAAUCGGCGCUAGAAGAUGCAUAGCCUCGUGCCCACGCUUGACAGACGAUGCC
Messenger RNA from Colletotrichum godetiae, 650 nucleotides. RefSeq lists its product as uncharacterized. Lineage: Eukaryota; Fungi; Ascomycota; Sordariomycetes; Glomerellales; Glomerellaceae. Gene Ontology annotation, cellular component: transcription factor TFIIE complex. Bases 1 to 519 code for a protein of 172 amino acids. The record is from RefSeq and is a predicted model, not a curated record. Gene Ontology annotation, biological process: transcription open complex formation at RNA polymerase II promoter. The transcript has 2 exons.